Molecule: messenger RNA, 1080 nt
Organism: Macrosiphum euphorbiae (potato aphid)
Lineage: Eukaryota; Metazoa; Arthropoda; Insecta; Hemiptera; Aphididae
Source: the annotation of a GenBank genome assembly
AUGUCAAUUUCGUUUUGCAGAGACCCAGUGGACUUGAUGUUCCUGGAACACCAGUACAACCAACACUUGCUCAGCCGGGCAGCUACGCCCAUGUUCUGGCCGUCAUCCCAGGACGGCGGAGUCCACCCCGGACAGCAGUCGGCAAUGGAACAGCACCACCAGCACCAGCUGAACCAGCAACAGCAUCAGCUGCAGCAGCAGCACCACCUACACCACCAACAGCAGCAGCAGCAUCAACAGCAGCAACAGCAACAGCAGGAUCAGAGCAACGGUGGUGGCAAUUCGGGAUUCAUGUUGGCCGCCGCGGCCGCUGCCCGUGCUCAGUUUCACAUGUUGAACAACGCGGCAGCUGCGGCCGCUGCGCAAGGCGGUGGCAGAACCCAGUCCGGCGGUGACGGUAGCGGUGGCGCCGGUGGGCCGUCUGCCCAGCACUACCAGCACUCGGCUGCUGCCGCAGCGGCUGCUGCUGCCGGCAUGCACUCGCUCAUAGUGUACGGCAACCACUUUCAACAGUCGCAGUCGCGAUUUGCCGCCGCUGCAGCCGCAGCAGCAGCGGCCGCAGCGUCGUCGUACCCGGGACCGCCACCCCCGCCGCACCCGUCGUCCAUGUUCUCGUGGCCGCCGCAGUCGCAAUACCCGAGGUACGUGUCGGCGGCCGCCGCUUUUCAGCCUCCGCCACCGCCGCAACAGCAACAGCCCACGGCUUCGUCGUCCACCUCGGCCGGCCCUCCGCAAUCCCCGCCGCAAGCGUCGCUUCAGCCACCGCCGCCUCCGCCACUCCAACAGCAGCCGCAGCAGUCCACGUCGUCCACUUCGUCGUCGUCACCGUCGUCCACCGCCGCGGCCAUCGUCCAUCACCAUCACCACCACGGCGCUGGUCUGCACCAGCAACAGCACCACCACCAUCACCGGGCGUACAGUCCCGCUCGAACGCCGCCCGGCGCCGGCGGCUCGUCGUCGGCCGAGUCGCUGCCUUCGCCGGACGUGGACGGCAGGUCAGCCACCAAGUACCAGAAGCGCCGUUCUCCGUCCGCAGCCAGGUACUCUCCAUUUGACGCCGUCAAGGCCGACGAAUCGUAA